GGUUCGGUUACGCCUCUUAUCCAUUCGCAAAGUGUAGGGCAGUGAAGUUAGAUCGUUGAUUAACAAGAACGGGACAGAUCCGCCAUGUGUCGCAGCCGAUUGUUGAUUAUUUUGGCCGGUUUAUUGCUGCUGCUGACGGUCGUAAAGCGAUGCGGGGCCAUCGUCGGUGGAACACGUUCGGCGCCACCACCGCUCGAUGAUCCGGUAGUAUUCGUACGCUAUGUUGGGCAAUCCUCCCGGGUGGAAGGUACGCGGAGUCGGCAAACGGGUUUAUAUUCCUUUCGUGGCAUCCGUUAUGCGGAGGCCCCCACUGGAGAGUACCGUUUCCAGAGGCCGACCUUCAAAAGAAUGAGUGGCGACGUGAACGCUAUCAAUAAUGGUCCACCCUGUCCUCAGCCUGAACCUAACAACCCUUACAAAGUAAUUGGAAACGAAGACUGUCUGCUGUUAAACAUAUUUACGCCUCAGAUGCCCGACGAAACAACUGGCCUACCGGUUGUUGUGUGGAUUCACGGCGGGGGUUAUCGCUAUGGCUCAGCAGCGCAAUACGGCGGAGAACCAUUAACUCAAAAUGCAGUCAUAUUUGUACCAAUUCAAUACCGUUUAGGAUCAUUCGGUGUGAUAGGCGAUGGUAGUCGAGAUUUUUCUGGGAAUCUUGCUCUUUUAGAUAUGGCAUCAGCGGUGCGCUGGGUGAAAGAUUACAUAUCUUGGUUCGGAGGAGAUCCCAAUCAGAUAAAAGUAAUUGGGCACGGAUCAGGAGCUACCGCUGCCAUGAUUCUAACAUCUUCCACAAUGGCUCGCAGUUCAAUAUCUGGAGUGGGUGCUAUGUCUGGAUCUUAUUUGCAACCAGACUCAUAUGACAGUGAUCCGGUUACGUCACUAAAUGAAAUAGUGACAAAGCAUGACUGUUCAGCAGGCAACGAGACAGAGGUUGUAAAGUGUAUGAGAGGCAAAACAGUUGAGGAAAUAAUAAAAGUUGACAGUGAUUUACAAGUGAGUAGAUUGAGUGGCCAAAGGGCAGUUCAUGCACUGACGGGAAAUGUUGGUGUUAGCCCAGCUGUUGAACAGAAAGAUGACAGCCGUGGAUUACCGGGUGUAAUAACUGAAAAACCUGAAGAAUCUUUAAAGCGCGGAGAUUUUCCAAAAAUUCCUUUGCUUAUCGGAGUAACUAAAGACGAAACAGCAAACUACAUUGAUUUGAAAGCAAUCGAAUCAGUUUUCUCUUCUACAACGAACUUUCUGCAAAGGACUAGUCAAAUCGUUGGACUUAAUGAUUUUCUCAAUCCAAACAAAUCGGUUGCUCUACUGGAUUCGUUAGGCACAGUUUUAGGUUUAUCACGCUAUCUGGAAAUCCCGAGCACAUGGGAUGUAACACAAGUAUUUGGAAAACUUGUGGAAGCAACCACUGACGCGGUGUUCAAUCUUCCUGCGGUAAUAACUGCUCAAGCAUGGAAUAAAAUGUCGAAAGCGUUUUUCUACAGUUUCGAGCAUCGAUCGGAUAACACCAGAGGGAGCGACUUCCUCAAAGGACUUCCACUAGUGGCAAAAUCAAAUAACGGUAAGCAAAGCACUCGCAUCGCUCAUGGAGACGAGCUUGGACUUCUUUUCGAUACACAUGAUGUUCACGGCAACCCUAUUGAAAAGGCUGCCGUGAAAUCCAAACGUGAUAUCAAUGCGAGACAAGCCUUUGCCACGUUUAUUGCCAAAUUUGCCCAUUUGAAUAUCAGCAACACGAGGGAUGACAGUCUAUUUCAACCCUUCAUUAGCAAGGGAACUCCAUACAUCAGGCUAGGUGAGCAAAUGACUCUCGAGAACAAUUUCAGGUAUUGCCAACUUUCCAUCUGGGGAGCUAAACUGGAAGCACUAAAUUCGAUUCCGUGUAAGUCUCUGGCCGAUGGACUUGGAAACUUUGGAAAAGUUGUAGGCACACUCACCGGAAUACUCGGACGACGUCCUGCUUGAUCGAGUUCGGAAUAGUUUGAUAUUGUACUUUACGUUUGCAUUAUGAAGAGACAUUGGUAUAGCCACGAUAAAAUAUACGGAAAUAUAUUCAAU
This is a messenger RNA of Armigeres subalbatus, 2055 nucleotides long. RefSeq names its product carboxylesterase 5A. The transcript has 2 exons. NCBI's taxonomy places the organism in Eukaryota, Metazoa, Arthropoda, Insecta, Diptera, Culicidae. The record is from RefSeq and is a predicted model, not a curated record. Bases 85 to 1962 code for a protein of 625 amino acids.